Molecule: messenger RNA, 2151 nt
Organism: Athene cunicularia (burrowing owl)
Lineage: Eukaryota; Metazoa; Chordata; Aves; Strigiformes; Strigidae
Product: kelch-like protein 13
Exons: 4
Coding region: 120-1988 (622 amino acids)
Molecular function (GO): protein binding
Source: RefSeq, a predicted model, not a curated record
GGCAGCACAGCCUCGGCUCCCUUGGAGUGUAAAACCACCGGUUCUGCUGCAGGAGAUGUGCUGAGUGUGUGCAGUGAGGGGUCCUGAGGCUGCCCCAGGGCUACACCUCGUUCAGAGAAAUGUUGCUCAGCUCCCAGGCCAGCACGGUGAGGCUUGUGUCAGACACCUAUCUGGCAAAACUCCUGGAAGGGCUCAACAGCCUUCGCUCGCAGAGUGCGCUGUGCGACGUAACACUGGAGGCAGAAGGGGUUUGCUUUCCAGCUCACAAGAUCGUUUUAGCAUCAGCAAGUAAUUACUGCAAGAUCCUGUUUGUUGGAAACUUGACAAGAGCAGACAGCACAGACAGCAACGUUCGGCUGAAAGCUGUCAGUGCUGCAGGGCUGCAGAACGUUCUCAACUUCAUUUACUCCAAUAGGCUAGACCUCUCAUUACAGAAUAUCGAAGAAACCUUCAAAGCUGCAGAAACCCUCCUGGUUCGGGAGGUGAUCAAGCUGUGCUUUUGCUUUCUGGAGAGCUGCUUGAACUGUGAAAACUGCAUAGAUGUUCUUAACAUUGCUAAAAAACUCGGCCCAGCAGAGCUGAGACAGAAAGCCAUGUGCUAUGUAGGGCAGCAUUACAAAGAGAUCCUGGCUGAUCCUCAGUGUUUGAAAGACCUGGACCGAGGAACCCUUUGUGAAAUUUUAGAGAGGACUGACACUGAGGAAUGCUGCGAGCUGGAGCUGUUCAAGGCCGCUGUGAUCUGGCUGGAGCACGACCGCGUGCGGCUGAAAGAUGCAGCAGAUAUUUUAGGGCGCAUAAGAUUCCCUCUCAUUCCUUUAAGGGAUCUGCAGAGCUGUGUCCAGGAAAUGCCCCUUAUGAGGCUGGAUUCAGGCUGCCACAGGUACCUGCAGGAGGCUCUGACUUACCACUCCCGGCUGUAUGCUCAGCCAGUCCUGCAGACGCAGAGCACGAGCCUCCGCUCCGGUUCCACCGCACUGCUGGUGGCUGGCGGCAGAACUGCUGACAACUGCUUGUGCAGAGAGAUGUGGGCUGCAGACCAGAGCUGCAGCGCCUGGCACAAAAUCGGGGACCUCUGUGUGCCAGUGUACAACCAUUGUGUCGCCAUCAUCAACGACUUCCUCUUUGUCAUUGGGGGACAGUGCAAAUUUGAUCCCACAGGAAAGCAGCCAUUGAAUGAGGUUUUCCGAUUUGAUCCCCGCAACGCUUCCUGGCUCCAGGUCGCCAGUAUGCUGGAGAGGCGGACGCGCUUCCAGGCAGCCGUACUGUUUGAUCGCAUCUUCGCUGUGGGUGGUGGGACACUGCUGGGGACCCUCACCCGCACCACGGAACUGUACCAGCCCGCUGACAACAAGUGGGAGUUCACAGCUCCCUUCCCCGUGCCUAUCGCUGAUCACGCAGGCACAACCCACAAGGGAAUACUCUAUAUUUCAGGAGGCUUCUCUGGGGGUAAAACCUUACAAGACACAUACAGCUACCUCCCUCGCCUCCGACGCUGGAUUGGCAACAGUGCCAUGGCUUUUACCCGCUGUGAUCAUGGGAUGGCUACAGUCGGGGACAAGAUCUUUAGCAUUGGAGGAAGGACACUAAAAGGAGUGAAGGAGUGGAUUCAUGUCAGUGAGACAGAGUAUUAUUGUCCUGUAAGCAAUCAGUGGACAACACUAACGCUCUCCCCAUUUAACUGCUGCCAGUUCAGCAUCACAGCCCACAACACUAUGCUGUACCUUGCAGGAGGUGGGAAGCUGAAGCACAUGCAGAAAGAAGACAGUGUCUUCCUGUAUGACACAGAGGGGCAGGUAUGGAAGAAAGCCAGUCCCCUGCCUAAAGCUCUGGUGGAUCAUGCCUCUUGCAUGAUUAAACUGUCCCAAGUGAAUGCAGCUGGUGAGAUGGAGGGAGCCACAAAGCGCUCCCCCACAGGAAGGAGGAAGAAAUCUACCCUCAGCUUGUUCAUCACAAAGAAACAAGAGUCCCACUCUGCCUCAAAAAAGUAAGAGGAUGUGAAUACAUCAAGGGAUCUGACAGUGUUUGCCAAGACAUUAGUAUUUUAACAACUCUUAUAGUUUCCAGGCAAACAUCUUUAGCAGUUAUUUGGAACUGGUACAUUUCUGACUUGGUGCUAUCAUGUGACACACAUAAUUUGCAAAAAAAAAAAAA